Torulaspora globosa is the source of this 399-nucleotide messenger RNA. It is a transcript of the gene HTA1, whose product is annotated as histone H2A. Gene Ontology annotation, molecular function: DNA binding; protein heterodimerization activity; structural constituent of chromatin. NCBI's taxonomy places the organism in Eukaryota, Fungi, Ascomycota, Saccharomycetes, Saccharomycetales, Saccharomycetaceae. The transcript has a single exon. Gene Ontology annotation, cellular component: nucleosome. The coding region runs from base 1 to 399 and encodes 132 amino acids. The record is from RefSeq and is a predicted model, not a curated record.
AUGUCCGGUGGUAAAGGUGGUAAAGCUGGUUCUGCUGCCAAAGCUUCCCAAUCAAGAUCUGCAAAGGCUGGUUUGACUUUCCCAGUCGGUAGAGUGCACAGAUUACUGAGAAGAGGUAACUAUGCUCAGAGAAUCGGUUCUGGAGCCCCAGUGUACAUGACGGCUGUCUUGGAGUAUCUAGCUGCCGAAAUUCUGGAAUUGGCCGGUAACGCUGCUAGAGAUAACAAGAAGACCAGAAUCAUCCCAAGACAUUUGCAAUUGGCCAUCAGAAAUGAUGACGAAUUGAACAAGCUGUUGGGCAACGUGACUAUCGCCCAAGGUGGUGUCUUGCCAAACAUUCACCAGAACUUGUUGCCAAAGAAGUCUGCAAAGCCAGGUAACGCUUCUCAAGAGUUGUAG